Polistes dominula (European paper wasp) is the source of this 3234-nucleotide messenger RNA. RefSeq lists its product as uncharacterized. Gene Ontology annotation, cellular component: nucleus. The record is from RefSeq and is a predicted model, not a curated record. Gene Ontology annotation, biological process: regulation of transcription by RNA polymerase II. Gene Ontology annotation, molecular function: RNA polymerase II cis-regulatory region sequence-specific DNA binding; DNA-binding transcription activator activity, RNA polymerase II-specific. NCBI's taxonomy places the organism in Eukaryota, Metazoa, Arthropoda, Insecta, Hymenoptera, Vespidae.
AUCCGAAAAGAAGAGAAAGCGUACCUUAUGAUACUAACCAAUGAGAAUCGUCGUUUGAUAUAAGAUCGACCAAUGAAUACAAUUGGCGCGUCGAUUGUUGCGUGCCUCUCCCGAUUUAACGAAGUACCGACCUUGGUUGUGAUUGGUCAGUAGUACGGAAGGCGCCUCGAAGGUGUUCAGAAAAAGGCAUCGGGGCCAUAGCGCGCUUUCGUGUCGCCCAUUGUUAUCCUCGUCGCGUGUAAUGGCUACCGCAAAGUUUGUUGACGGUGAAGAGCCUGUAUUGUCGCGUCUGACGUUACCCUGAGGUAAAGUUAAUAAGUGGUUAACGGGCGUGAUCAUAAUUCAAUUAAAAACGGGUAAACUUUCGUGCAAGAUAAUAGCACGGUACCGCCAAUUUUUAUGACACCGAGACGCCCGCGCUUCGUACAGGACUCGCCGCAGCCGCCACCGCGCUACUUGGGACGACAUGAUCUGCGCGGGCCAACGUUUAGUUCAGUGACAAACGUGUGAUAUCUAGGCGCGAAAUAAAUCUAUUAUAAGAAAUAACGGUUGAAGGAAUAAGAGGCUACAUUUAUUUAAGGGAUAUUGUUAAUAGUGCAAGCCAAUAGGGACAUACAAGUUUUGAAUGUGCUGAAAGAAAAUAUCUAGUGUGUGCCCCUGUGUACGACCGUCAUCGAUCUCUCUCACUCACUCUCUCCCCCCUCUCUUUCUUUCUUUCUUUCACUCACUUACUCCAUCUAUCCUUGUCGCUCAUUCGCUCACUCGCUUACUCGCUCCAUCUUUCUCUCUCUUCCUAUAUCUUUGACUCACUCUCUCUCUCUCUCUCUCCACCAUAAGCACACUCGUCUUUCCUUCCUUCUCUCGCUUGCUCCCAUUCUCGCGCGCGUCCACGGAGUCAUAAAAUAAUGCAAAAAUUAUCGUUUUUGUGAAUGCAUAUAAGGUAUAGUUAGUCGAAAGUUGAUAAAACUUAAUAAUCGGCGUUAAGAGGCUUAACGGCGAAAAGGAACCACGCGCCGCGUCGUCCAGCACCGCCACCGCCACCGUUACCGCCGCCAACACCACCGCCAACACCACCGCCACGACCACCGACACCGCCGCCGUCAUGGCAACUAGAAGAUCGUCGCCCGCCCGGCAGCCGGACGUUUAACCCGUGCGCCGUCUCUAUAUGACCAUAGCACGGUCUAAGGCAUCACAUCAAUGGCCCUAGAAUCAAAUGGCAACAACGUGGUCUGGUUGAAUGCAACCCGUCCUGAUCAAAUACAGCAGGUAUACGCAGCACAACCAAUCUAUCGAACAACCAUUGAAGUGUUCCAUGUUCACUCAAACUGAACAAACCAACAGUUUCACUCAAACGGAGCAAAGUAAUUCUAGUUACGGAGAUCAAAGACAGCAAGCAGCAAUGUUUGACCCACAACAAAUUCAACAGCAGCAAGCUGCACAGGGUCAACAGUCGCAGCAGCAGCAGUCCCAGCAAAUGUAUGUUACGGAUAAAAAGGAAGACAAGUCGCAGCAGCAAUCGGCUACGGCCGAAUUUCCUUUUUACUAUAAUGUCAACAUGCUUCAAAAAGUCCAGACAAACGCAGUUAGCACAAUAGGUGCUAUAACAACGGAUGAUAAAGGUUGUUACCGUUUCGAUGUACAGCCUGUUGGCUAUAAUACAUUAUUAAAUCAGAUGAGUAUAGCUGCUGCUACAAAUGCAACUUUUAAAUGUGAUAUAUGUGGUCUGGUGUUCGGUCACAUGAGUUUAUUAACUCAUCAUAAACGGAUUCACAACACUACACCAAGUAAUUUGCAACAACAACCGCAACAAGUUGUCGUACAAACACCAACGACAGUGACUGUAGCCACAACACCAGAAAGACCCUAUACUUGUGAUGUGUGUGGAGCUUGUUUUGCACUGCCUGGGGAAUUGAAAAGUCACAAAACAAAUAUGCACCAAAAACCUAAAGUGCAAAUAUGUGAAGAUUGUGGUAGUGAAGAUCCGUGCGAACAUCAUCCCACAAAAAUCAAAAAGACAAUUAAACCUGGUCACCAUCCAGUAAAACGAAGGGGUGUUACAAGUGUUACCAAAUGUCAUAAAUGUAAUGGCACUGGGAUUAUAUUUAUUGGUAAACACGACGAAAAACUAGAUUCUGGAAUCAGUUCCCUCGCAAAGUGUGGCGGCUGCAAGGCAACAGGCCGCAUCAUCAUAGGAAGUGGCAAACAAAACAGUCAGAACCAAGCGGAGAAGCCAUUUCACUGUAAUGUAUGUGAUGGUACAUUCUCCCGGUAUUCUUCACUUUGGUCUCAUAAGCGGUUGCACUCGGGUGAUAAACCAUUCAAGUGCGAAGUCUGUGGUUUAGCUUUUGCAAAAGCUGCUUAUUUGAAAAAUCAUGGACGAGUACACACAGGCGAAAAACCAUUUAAAUGCACUGUAUGUGGGAUGCAAUUCUCACAGAGUCCUCAUCUAAAAAAUCAUGAAAGAAUUCAUUCUGGCGAACGCCCUUAUCAAUGCGAGGUUUGCGAAAAAACAUUUGCCAGACAUUCGACACUAUGGAAUCAUAGGAGAAUUCAUACCGGCGAAAAACCUUACAGAUGUAACAUCUGUGGUUCUGCCUUUAAUCAAGCGACGCACCUAAAAAAUCAUGCGAAAGUACAUACUGGUGAAAAGCCACAUAGAUGUGAUAUAUGCGAGAUUGGAUUCUCCGACCGUUUCGCGUUAAAACGACACCGUGCAAUUCAUGAGAAGUACGGUCAAACUGCUCGAAAUCAGAAUACAAAUAAUCCGAGUAAUGCACAACAAACCAAUGCGAGUAGUCAACAGCAGCAGCAACAGCAACAACAGCAGCAACCCCAGCAAGGGCAACAAGGGCAACAAGUUGUUGUAGUGAAUGCAACAACUCCAGUUACUGUCAGUCAGGGUCAGGGUCAAGCAGUCAUGCUUGAAGAAGUCUACAAAUGUCAAGUGGCCUUCCCAGAACCCAAAUGAUUCAGCUAGAGAAUACCUUUCAGGAGUUGGUAAAGAAAAAAAGAAAUAACAAGGUUAUUUAAUGACCUUAUUAACGAACUAAAUUACUGGAUUAUGCAGAAAGAUUAUGCGUGUAAGAAUAUGAUGUAAGGAUUAAUCGAACGAAGACUACAAGAAAAACAUUCAGUGUUUCUUGUGAAAAUAUUAACACGUUGGUGAUGACUAUGACGACUCAGGUCUUAUAAAAAUCAAUGCCCAUUGACUUUUACGUAGGUGUAUAGUUUAAU